Trichomonas vaginalis G3 is the source of this 1371-nucleotide messenger RNA. RefSeq names its product armadillo (ARM) repeat-containing protein family. The record is from RefSeq and is a predicted model, not a curated record. Bases 1 to 1371 code for a protein of 456 amino acids. Lineage: Eukaryota; Parabasalia; Trichomonadida; Trichomonadidae. The transcript has a single exon.
AUGGAUUAUAAAUUUAAUGCAGAAAGUUCAAAAAGCAUCAUACAUGAUAAUGAAAAAAUUGAUAACCAAGAAAAUAUAGAUGAAAAGGAACCUGUAGAUAGCGAAGUUCUACAAAAUUUGAUUGAAAAAUUUCAUCAAGAUUUAGAUGAAGGAAAUCCAGAAGAAUCAGUUCAAAAUUUUGCAAAUUUAAUAGAGAUGACUCAUAAUUUCCUUAUCGAAAAGGAAAUAUAUUUAAAUUUACUCAAAACAAAUUUUAUUGAAGAUAUAAUUGACUUUUUAAUGAUGUUUGAUGACAACAGAGAUAUUGUAAAUGAUGUGUUAGUACUAAUUCAGAAUCUUCUUACUCAAGAUAUUUUGAUUAUCGAUAAUUUAGUUGAAAAUUCGGGAUUAGAGCCAAUACUUAACAUAAUUUCAUCAACAGAUGAUGAUAAUAUUGCAUUGCAAUGCUUAAUGAUUAUUAAAAUUGCAUUAGUAAGCGAAAAGGCCCAAAUUAUUUUAGAUACAACACAAUUUCCAGAUUUAAUUGAUAAUUUACUUCAGAAAUUCGAUAGAUAUGAGAUACUAAUAGAGUCUGCAUCGAUUAUAGAUGUUUCUAUUGCACAUUUACAAAAAAUGAAAAUUCAAUUUUUCAUUUUAGGUCUGAAAUUCUUUGAUUUCAUAAAGGGUAUAUCAGAUGAUGAACUUUCGAAUACUCUUUACGAUAAAAUUUUAGGUUCUCUUGAAAAUUUUUCAUUUUCUAGUUGUAAGAACGUUAUUUGGCUUCUUGAAAACAAUAUCAUUGGAUUCUGUUUCUCGGAGAUACCAAAUAUAUCUCCAAUUUUCAUUGGAAGAAUUUUAUUAAUUUUGGUUGGAAUAUUUAAUUCAUUUCCGCAGUUUAUUACUGAUGAAGAAAGCGAAAGCAGUCAUAAUAUAAGAGAGAACAUGCGACAAGUAGCAAAUCAGCUUCCAAUCGAUGAAAUAAUUAAAUUAUUUGAUUUAUUUAUUUCAGAAGCUGACGUUAAAUCGGUUGGAGUAGCUUUAACGCUAUUAGAACUUGCUGUACAAUAUGAUGAAUCCAUUUUUCUCCAUCUUUUGGAAAAAGAUUUUUCAGAAAAAUUUCAGGAUUUAAUGAUUAACACUCCAAAUAAGGUCAAGAUAUAUUGCAUUCACUUUUUAUAUGAAUGCAUGCCUUAUUUCGCGAGUUCUAUUGUUAAUUCCCUGAUAAAUGAAGAAAUUGUUGAAAUUUUUGAAAAUUUAAUCGAAAGUGAUGUCGAACUCUCAGAGAAAGUAUUCCAGAUUUGCUUAUCCAUAUAUAAUCUCAUCGAUUCUGACUCUCCAAUGAAGGAAAUUCUGGAUAAUAUCAUUGAUCAAAAUUAUUCUGCAUCAGAAUAA